AUCUUUUUUGUGGUUACAGCAAAUAAAAUUUUGGCCUCUUGUGAAUGUAAAAAUAUAGUAAAUAUCUAAUUUUUCAUUUCUAUAAUGGUCUUUUACGUAUUAACAUAAACCGAACUCUACUUUCAAAAUAUUAUUAUAACCAAAGUAUUUUUAAAAUGUUGAGAAAAAUUUUUAAAACAAAUUUCGUGAACGUUUUAAGAAAUGUUUCGUCAGCGGUUGAUGGCAGUAUUAUUCAAGCUACUAGUUUAGUGGAUUUGACAGAAAAUAAACAAAAUGCUUUAACAGAAGUAGAACAUUCAAUACAAAAAGUACCUAGGACUGAUCUAUCAGAAAUAUCGAAAGUAUUAAGACCUGGUGCCGUGUCUUCUAUGUACGUGAACAAAUCGGAUGUCCUUCAGCAACUUGUAAAACUAGGAGUAAAUCUUUACCAAAUAGAAAAAGACCCAGAAGCAAUGAAGUUUAUUUUAACUCUCAAAUUUGAAGAUAUCAAAGAUACUAUUAUAUAUCUUAAAGAAUUAGGCCUAGAAACUGAACAAAUAGGCUAUGCAAUAACGAAAAAUCCAUUAUUACUACAAGAAAAUUUGGAAGAUCUUAAAGUUAGGGUAAAUUAUUUGCAAUACAAGAAAUUUACACCCGAAAUGAUUACUAGGAUUGUUGAAAAUAAUCCGUUUUGGUUAACAUAUAGUACACAAGACAUCGAUAAUAAAUUGGGGUUUUUUCAACAUCACUUUUCACUAACAGGAAAAGAAGUUAGGCUUUUAACAACUAAAUGCCCUAGACUUAUAACAUACCCUAUUAAAAGUGUUAAACUAAACACUUUUGUAGUCAAGGAAGAAAUGGGAUUUUCAUCUGAAGAGAUUAAACAAAUUCUCUUGGAUAGGCCACAAAUAUUUAAAACUAGUCAACACAAGCUUCUCAAGACAUUUGAAUACCUCCACAAUGAAAUGAAAAUACCACUGGAAACAAUAGCUGAGAUGCCACAGAUACUUAAUUGUAGAGUAAAAAGGUUAAAAGAGAGACAUCAGUUUUUGGUUAAGUUAGGAAGUGAUCAAUAUGAUUGUAAGAAACCGAAUUAUGUAUCAUUAUUGGCUUUAAUUUCCAACAAUGAUACUCAUUUUAGCACAGAAGUAGCCAAAUCGUCAGUUCAGUUAUAUAACGAAUUUUUAAAGACUUUAUAGACAUUUAAUAUAAAUGUUUUUAUCUAAGAUUUUUUUUUUUUUAAUAAAACAAGUUGUAUAAAAAAGUGUAUAUUUCAGUACUAAAAUUUGUAAAUUUACACAAUACGUAUGUCAAUACUAAAAAAUCAGUACU
Psylliodes chrysocephalus is the source of this 1311-nucleotide messenger RNA. Lineage: Eukaryota; Metazoa; Arthropoda; Insecta; Coleoptera; Chrysomelidae. The record is from the annotation of a GenBank genome assembly.